This is a messenger RNA of Phragmites australis (common reed), 737 nucleotides long. RefSeq lists its product as uncharacterized. The record is from RefSeq and is a predicted model, not a curated record. The transcript has a single exon. NCBI's taxonomy places the organism in Eukaryota, Viridiplantae, Streptophyta, Magnoliopsida, Poales, Poaceae. The coding region runs from base 341 to 601 and encodes 86 amino acids.
CCACAUCCACCGCUGCAGGUGGAACGGCAAUUGAAUCCCGCGGCAGCCUGCCCACCGAACAGGCAGGCCCGGCCCCGGCUGCGGCUGCCACACCGUCGAAAACCGCUCGCCGCGCGCGCCCACCGUGUGCAGCGCGCGUCUUACAGAAUAAAUCUCCCGCCCCCCGCCUCCCCCAACCACACCACCGCCGCUUACCGCCAUAUGAUUCCGAGCUACUGCUGCCACUCCACCGGUAAUCCCCCAACAGGUACACCGCACACCGCACACCACCACUUCCACCUCCGUUUCUUGGCCUGUUUGCUGCGCUCGCGCGAUCGAAUUCGAUCGGGACGGCUGGGUCAUGGCUUCCAUCGUGCUGCUGCUGUCGGAGCUGCUGGGCGGGGAGAGCGCCAGCGUGCUGGCGGCCAACCGCUACAUGGGCGGCCAUAGCCUGCGGGAGUUCCGGCCAGCGGUGACGGAGGCGUCGGCCAAGGUCGGCGCACGGCCGGCGGGAGCAGACCACGCGGCCGCCGCCGGGACAGGGCGGGAGGAGAAGAGGAAGGAGGAGUCCUUCGAGGAUCUUUUGGUGUCCAGGAUAGCGGUCGAUGUGAUGUGGCCUUGAGAGCGAAUCAUCGGUUCAGUCUAGUACUUGGGACUUGUGACAGAUCAAUCGUUCCUUUCUCUGUUCGUUGCGCAACAAUUGAGCAUGUAAAUACAUGAAGAAUUGCUGAAUGUUGCUACGUACUUUGCCCUGAAAA